AUGGUUGUGAAAGGCAAGCUAAAGAUGGCCCUUGUGGCAGAGAAGGAUAUCGAUUUCAAAAAAUUGAAUUUAAAGAAGAAGGAAAAAGCUGCUAGGAAGAAGAAAGCGCAAAAAGGCGGGGAUAAGCCAGAAUCCAAUGGGAAGGUGGAGGAGGUUUGGGAAGAUGUUGAAGAAGCAGCUGAAGACAGCGGGAGUGAUGAGGAUGAGGAAGAAUUAGAAACUGCACCUAUGCAGAUUGAUUUCGAAGGUAUCGACGAGAGCGACAGCGAUUCCUCUGCAGGCGAGAACGACCAAGAGAAUGAUUUGGAGGAUGAUGAGGACGACGAAGACAUACCUGUGUCCGACUUGGAAGAUCUGGAUGAUGAAGAGAAGGAAGAUAUGAUUCCCCACCAACGUCUCACCAUAAACAAUACAGUCGCCCUCACCGCAGCCCUCAAACGAAUCGCACUUCCCACAUCUAAAAUACCCUUCUCAGAGCAUCAAUCGAUUACCACUUCUGCGCCAGUAGUGAUUGAAGAUGUUUCGGACGAUUUGAAUCGCGAGUUGGCCUUUUACGCACAGUCGCUAUCUGCGGCACAAGAAGGACGCAAGCUCUUGAAAGCAGAAGGUGUUAAAUUCACGCGACCAACAGACUACUUCGCCGAGAUGGUAAAGGCGGAUGAGCAUAUGGCGAAGAUCAAGGCGAAGUUGAUUGACGAGGCAGCGAGCAAGAAAGCUUCUUCUGAUGCGAGGAAACAGCGAGACUUGAAGAAGUUUGGCAAGCAGGUGCAGGUAGCGAAGCUACAGGAGAGAGAUAAGGAACGCAAGACGACAAUGGAGAAGAUCAAGGCUCUGAAGAGAAAACGCCAAGGCGCAGAUACCGAGACGACCAAUGAAGCAGAUAUCUUCGAUGUAGCACUUGAGGAUGAGACCGCCAAGCCUUCUCGAAAAGACAGGAUAGGACCCAACAAACGCCAAAAGAAGGACGAGAAAUUCGGGUUUGGAGGCAAGAAACGGUUCAAGAAGAGCGGUGAUGCGAUGUCCAGUGGUGACUUGACGGGUUUUUCGAGUAAAAAGAUGAAAGGUGGUGCAAAGCCUAGGCCCGGGAAGGCCAGGAGAGCGUCAAAGAAAUGA
Lachnellula hyalina is the source of this 1113-nucleotide messenger RNA. RefSeq names its product rRNA-processing protein (gene EBP2). Lineage: Eukaryota; Fungi; Ascomycota; Leotiomycetes; Helotiales; Lachnaceae. The record is from RefSeq and is a predicted model, not a curated record. Gene Ontology annotation, biological process: ribosomal large subunit biogenesis; rRNA processing. Gene Ontology annotation, cellular component: nucleolus; preribosome, large subunit precursor; nuclear periphery. Bases 1 to 1113 code for a protein of 370 amino acids. The transcript has 3 exons.